Pseudogymnoascus verrucosus is the source of this 733-nucleotide messenger RNA. RefSeq lists its product as uncharacterized. Bases 4 to 714 code for a protein of 236 amino acids. Lineage: Eukaryota; Fungi; Ascomycota; Leotiomycetes; Thelebolales; Thelebolaceae. The record is from RefSeq and is a predicted model, not a curated record. The transcript has a single exon.
GCCAUGGGGCUUCUCAAAACCCUCCUCCGAUCGAUCGGGCUGCAGCCGCGUUCAAUAGGCGACGCUGGGGAGGAAUCCGGCCCACUCGUACUAAACGACGAGAAGAAGAGAUUUCAAUCCAAGGAGAGUACCUGCUCGCUCCCACCAUACGAUGAGAAGAAGAGAUUCCAAGAAACGGAGAAUACGGGCCCGCCCCCACCAUGCAACGAGAAGAAGGAACCACAGGCCAAAUCUGGCUCAGAGAAAAACCCAACAGCAAGAGAGCUGGUCAAACAGAUAAGAGACGCAACGGAACGUACGACAGUAGCGACCAAAAGAAUAAUAAUAUUGACGAAUCGUUCGAGAGCAGCCACGAAGCGCACAGUGCAUCUGCUCGAGCUGCUUAUAGCCCGAGCUAUCAAGGUAGAACUUAAUGACCUUCAAGAACAGAUUGAUCGGGACGAGGGAAUUACUUUUAAUAUCAGAAGGGGGCUCAGGGCUAAGGAGGAGGUCCGCAUAACCUUUCUACCUGGAGAGAAGAAGGAGCCGCAGGCUAAACCCCGAGUUGAGAAAGACCUUACGCAGAAUACGCAGAUGGAUAUCCUCAAACGGGCGGCAGAUGAUGCGAAAUAUUGGGCAGAAGCGAUGGAACGUAGAGUAGCAUACAUGGAACGUUCGGUGGUAGCAAACGAGCGCACUGCAAAGAUAGUUGAGCAGAUCGUAGCUGAUAAUUGAGCAUAUUGUAGCUGAGGUG